Molecule: messenger RNA, 2001 nt
Organism: Formica exsecta
Lineage: Eukaryota; Metazoa; Arthropoda; Insecta; Hymenoptera; Formicidae
Product: protein patched-like
Exons: 4
Coding region: 130-1290 (386 amino acids)
Biological process (GO): smoothened signaling pathway
Cellular component (GO): plasma membrane
Molecular function (GO): hedgehog receptor activity; smoothened binding; hedgehog family protein binding
Source: RefSeq, a predicted model, not a curated record
UUCUACAACUAUCUGAGUGCCUGGGCAUCUAACGACGCGCUUGCCUAUGGUGCCUCGCAGGCGAAUCUGCGACCCGAACCGCGUCAGUGGAUCUAUACCAACGACCAUGAGCUGAAAAUCCCAAAGAGCAUGCCGCUCACUUAUGCGCAGAUGCCAUUCAAUCUUCAUAAGCUCACCGAUACGCAGCAGAUCACAGAAUUGAUCGGUAGCAUUCGGAAACUAUGCAAAAGAUUCGAGGAGCGCGGCCUGCCGAAUUUCCCAUCCGGCAUACCGUUUCUCUUCUGGGAACAAUACAUGGAUCUGAGGAGCUGCUUGGGAAUCGCUCUUCUGGCCGCUUUGAGCGCAAGCAUCAUCAUCGUUGGGGUGCUGUUGUUGAAUAUGUGGGCCACCCUGCUGGUCGGCAUUUCCUUAGGUGCCGUCGUUCUGCAAUUAUUAGGCAUCAUGGGUCUAUUUGACAUCAAACUGAGUGCUGUACCUGCCGUACUGCUGGUAAUCAGCGUCGGCAUAGCUGUUCACUUUACGGUGCACAUUUGCCUGAGUUUCAUCACUAGUGUGGGAAGCAGAGAUCGCAGAAUGCGCUUAGCUCUGGAGCAUAUGUGUGCUCCGAUCGUCCAUGGCGCGCUCACCAUGCUGCUUGCAGUGGCGAUGCUUGCCUUCUCCGAAUUUGACUUUAUAGUCAAAUAUUUCUUCUUCAUACCAUUAUGCGUAAUCGGCGUCGGCCUCGUAAAUGGUAUUUUCUUCUUCCCGAUUCUGCUGUCUCUAAUUGGCCCAUCAGCGGAAGUGAUCCCGAACGAUUAUCCGGAUCGUAUAUCUACGCCGACACCGCCGGCAUCACCAAUUGUGAGAAGAUCUAAGCCUCCCGCACCGCCAAGGAGGUCUCAUAAAAUCGAGAACGCUAGGUUGCAUGCCGAGCCGUCACUCACAACCAUCACAGAGGAACCUAACUCGUGGCACAGCACACAGGAGUCUUGCAUCAUUGUCCAACCGGAACUCAAGGUGGAAACCACAUCCACGUGCGGCAACCAGAACUGUAGCGGAUCGGACACGAGCGGGUCUAGUCGAACGUCACCGAUUCCGUCCACUCCACACAUUACCACCAAGGUCACCGCAACGGCGAACAUCAAAGUCGAGGUUCAUACACCGUUAACCAGCGGAGUGGAUCGUAGUGAAAAAUGCCGGCACACUAGCACCGGUAGUCGAAGGAGCUCGCGCUGCAGUGCGAACGUUAAUGCUGGGGAGUCUUCCGGCUCCAGUUCUGAGCCGGAUUCAGACUUUAACCCAAAACAUUGAUAACAAGAACCGAGGGGACCAGCAGCUGCUGCUCAAGUACCACGCAAAGCGGGAAAACACAGAAGGCUGACUAGUAUAGAUUAAUAAAUUUUUCAUCUUCUCUUCCUCUUUCCUUUCUCCUAUCUCGGCCCUUUAUCCGUUUCUUUUUCUUUCUUUCUUUCUCUCUCUCUCUCUUUCUCAAAUGAGUAAUACAACAGCAUAGUUGUUUUACUCAAAUAUUAGAAACGAAAGUAUUACAACGCACACACAAUUGUAUUUUUACAAUGUAUGUAAGUACUUUUUGCAAAAAAACAUUAAUAUCGCAUGUUUAAUACUUUUUAUACCGAAUUUUAAAGUGACAGACACCUAUAGGAAAUAUAAGAAACAAAAUUGUAUUUAUACAAUUAUAUACAAUAUAAUAUAAUACAAUUACAAUAUAAUAGAAUUUAAUUAGAGUUUUUAAGAUCAGGAUCCAUAUUUAUAUUUUAUACACAUAUUAUAAAUAUACAAAUUGCGCUCUCUAUAACGGUUUUUUAAGCAAAUUACUAAAGUUUUUAAUCAUGAGAAAAACCAUAGACAUAGACAUAUACACACACACACAAACAUAUAUAUAUAUACAAUAUAAAUCGGGUAUUGAUGAUAUAACCUGAAGAAUAGAGCAGGAAAAAUUAGAAAAAAUUCCAUCUCUUUUUCUGACGAAAGAUUGCACAGGCAUAAAUGAAAAAAAAAAAA